AUGUCUUUAUGUCAGAAUAUGUGCCUUCCACAAGGGGAGGAUAUGACGGCGGAGGAUGCCGACAGCAUGGUGGUUGCGUGGAUCAAGAAGCGAGCGGCAGAGCACAAGACUUUCGCCCUACGGGAGCAGUUCCUACUCUUGCACGACUUGCCUGCCUACAUGACCUUCCGGACAGCGCUGCGCACGGGAGAUUUCAUGCUGUGGCUUGGCGCACUUCGCCGUAUCGCUCCCAUUUUCUACAUCAGCGGUAAGGACCGAUACCAAUACCUGAAGGUGAUGGCCGAGCUAUUUUCCGUCUCCCUCAGCAAGGAUGCUUGUGCCCGGCUUGGUUUGGAUGAGAGGCAGGAGGUUGCUAAUCGUGUGUACAAGACCUUGACGAAGAGGAUACUUCCGAGUUUCAUCCACAAGCUAGCCCCGACUGCGGUGCUUCGAGAGAUAGCUGAAUUCGAGUUUGGGCGGGAAUUCCUCGAAGGACCACUCCAAUGCUUGCGAGCCAGCCCGUCAUUCGAGGGCGACAUAGGCAAGGGGAAGGUCGUGGCCUUGGACGGGAGGGUGUUUCCAGAGGGAAAGUGGCAAGAUAUUCUCGGUGCCCCGGCAACGGCGUCAGAGAAGAUGCGAGAGUUUAUCCUGUACUUCGUCAAGAAGGACAAGACGAAGAAGGGAGCGACCAAAAAUAAGAUCUUCUCCAUCCCGGCUUUAAUCACAGAGAACAAGUCGACGAGGAGCAAGGGAAGGUCGUCAAAGCUGAAGGAUACAGUUGGCAACGCCUGCGCGGGGGGGCAAGAGAUGAAGGCGGUGGUCCUGAACAUCUGGGACAUGGUCGAAGGGGGGGGGUCGUUGUCCGAGGAACAAGUGGUGGGCAUGGUGACGAGGGUUGGAGCAUCGACGCCAUUUAGCAUGGCAAAUGCUACCGGAGGGGCUAAACAUGCCAACAAAUCCGCAGGCCCGACGAAGUGGCUCCAAGAUCACAGCUCCGACGCCGUCGCCGACGAGCCGUUUUUCACCGUGCAUGCCCACGGAGUGGGUCUGCCUGUGUCAAUACACCAAGGGGUGAGGCAACGGGACUUGGAGGGUGGGGCAGAGGGGGGUAUCAACUACUACGUGAGCGAGUUGGAUUCGAGGUGGCAGAUGGGAACGGAUCUGCUCCUGUCAUGGCUUCGUGACAACCAGAAGGCAGCGCGAGAUGGUAUCGCCGCGCACCUCGCCACGGACAUACUCGACGACAAGAGGUGGACUGGAGACUGCACUCCCAACGGAGUCGUGGCGUUUUACGUUGUCGGAGGUGAGGCUGGUUUGAGAACAUCUGAUGUCGCUCACCCCGCGGUCAGCUCCGGGGGGGGCAUACAGGGGGGACCGGCCACUUCACCAGAGAUACUGGCGCCGGUCGGCAGCGUCGAAAACAGCACCGUGCGCUCUGGCGGGGACGGGACCGAGGAGGGUGGAGUGCCAACGGUUGCGGAAGAGGACCCUCUUCUUCACUACCGAAGGGGCGCGGACCGUUCGGUACAACGAGAACGUGGCCCCAACAUCGGCGAGGCCGAGCUGUCUCUCGUCCACUUCAUCGUGUGGGCCAAAAAGUACUGCGGACGGAAUUUCGAAAACUGGCUGGUUACUUCGGUGGACACGGACCAAUGGAUGAUCAUUUUGCUGGCGAUGAGUACGGGGUUCCUGAAGGCCAGUGGAGAGGGGGCAGUUGAAGUGACUGUGCACGAGGUUGUGGGUGGUGACCCGAAGUACACAUGGGUAAACAGGGUGUUCGCCGUCAUCAGCGGCCUCAGGGACGGCAACGAAUCUGCGUGGCCCACGACGGACUCCGGUUUCCAGGGUUGGAUUCCCGACGACGACGAGAAGGUACGCCUUUUUGUCCUUGUGUACCUGCUUGCUGGUUGCGACUUCCUGCCUGCCACAACGGGUCUACCUUUCGGAAACAUGUGGGCUCUUGCUCUGAAGAGCGUGCGGACGGAGGGUGUGUUUCGGACGUCUAUCUUCGUGCGUGAGGGUGGUGUAUGGGGCGUCAAGAUCGACGAGUGCAUCAGUUGUUGGCGACCAUAUUCUAUAGUUAGUAUGAAGCUGUCUUCGCUCGUGGUGGACAGGAGCCCGGCUGGAUUCCCCGUAUGGUCGACGGCGAUGUCGCACAUUGCGUCGACGUCAUCCGGUUGCUUAUCCUCAGGGGUGGUUCAAUGA
Messenger RNA from Ectocarpus sp. CCAP 1310/34, 2184 nucleotides. NCBI's taxonomy places the organism in Eukaryota, Phaeophyceae, Ectocarpales, Ectocarpaceae. The record is from the annotation of a GenBank genome assembly.